Ziziphus jujuba (common jujube) is the source of this 2425-nucleotide messenger RNA. Its product is annotated as ABC transporter B family member 28. The transcript is spliced from 16 exons. NCBI's taxonomy places the organism in Eukaryota, Viridiplantae, Streptophyta, Magnoliopsida, Rosales, Rhamnaceae. Gene Ontology annotation, cellular component: membrane. The record is from RefSeq and is a predicted model, not a curated record. Gene Ontology annotation, molecular function: ABC-type oligopeptide transporter activity; ATP hydrolysis activity; ATP binding. Bases 132 to 2282 code for a protein of 716 amino acids. Gene Ontology annotation, biological process: transmembrane transport.
AUUAAAAAGGUUUUGGGCCGUCCAGAAAUUUUGGACAACAAAAAAAAUAAAAAAUGCUUUCCUUAUCGUUGUUGAAAUAUCUCCUAUUUUUUAGCUGAACGAGCUCACGUUUCCCGACACGGUGGUCACCCAUGGUCAUGGCCUGCUCGGCGACUCUCUCUCUCUCUCCUCCAUAUCAUCACUUUCUCACCCGCGUCCGUACCACCAAGCUCGCUAUCUCUUCUCCACGCCUUCCCCUCCAAUCGCACUCCUUCCCGCCAUUUCCUCGCCUUGUCGUCCUUCCCGUACCGUCGAGGUCCACGGUCGCUCCGUUCGCCUAUGUUUCCGGACCCGCAUCCGACCCUAAUGUCUGCGAUGAAGACCCGAAUUUCGAAGGCUCGGACUCGAAGGCUCAGCUGUCGUCGCCGAGUGCCGUUAGUUGGGGACUCCUGUGGAGGCUUUUGAUGAAGUACAAACUGAGACUCGCUCUCUCGGCUUUGACUCUCAUUGGCUGCACCACUUGUACUCUCUCAAUGCCCCUUUUUUCAGGGCGGUUCUUUGAAGUGCUAAUUGGCGCUAGACCAGAGCCAUUAUGGAAGUUGCUAAGUAAAGUUGGAAUUCUGUAUGCGUUGGAGCCAAUUUUGACUGUAAUUUUUGUUGUAAACAUGAAUACCAUAUGGGAGAAGGUUAUGUCGACUCUCAGAGCUCAGAUUUUUGGAAGGGUAUUGAUUCAGAAGGUCGAGUUUUUUGACCGGUAUAAGGUCGGGGAACUUACUGGUUUGUUAACGUCUGAUUUGGGUUCUCUUAAAAAUAUUGUCAGCGAAAAUAUUUCAAGGGAUCGUGGAUUCCGGGCACUUUCUGAGGUCAUUGGGACAAUAUGCAUACUUUUUGCUUUGGCUCCCCAACUUGCUCCAGUUCUGGGUGUGCUGAUGCUCACUGUGUCUGUUUUAGUUGCUGUAUAUAAGCGAUCAACGAUGCCAGUUUUUAAAGCUCAUGGCUUGACUCAAGCUACUCUAUCUGAUUGCAUUUCAGAAACGUUUUCUGCAAUUCGUACUGUAAGAUCUUUUGGCGGUGAAAAGCGCCAAAUGCUGAUGUUUGGCAGGCAGGUUCUUGCUUACCAGAGCAGUGGUAUCAAGCUCGGGGCUUUUAAAUCUAUUAAUGAAUCUGUGACUAGAGUUGCUGUCUAUGUAUCACUGUUGGCAUUGUAUUCUCUUGGAGGAAGCAAAGUGAAGGCGGGUGAACUCUCUAUCGGGACGGUGGCUUCCUUUAUUGGAUACACUUUCACAUUAACAUUUGCUGUUCAAGGUCUAGUUAACACAUUUGGAGAUCUUCGUGCAAGUUUUGCAGCUGUUGAGAGGAUUAAUUCUGUUUUAUCCGGUGUAGAAAUUGAUGAAGCCCUUGCUUAUGGUUUAGAGAGAGAAUUGCAACAAACAAAAUUACCUGAUGAGAAUUAUAAAUUGUUCCUUGUUGACGGUUAUAAUGAGAAAAAUCAAUCUAUAAAUAUGCACUACAUGUCAGCUCUCAAAUCUGCUAGUAACGUUGCCUGCUUAGCUCGGUCUGGUGAUGUUUGCCUUGAAGAUGUGCAUUUCUCUUACCCUGUAAGGCCUGACGUUGAAAUCCUAAAUGGCCUAAACUUAACACUAAAAUGUGGAACUGUAACUGCUCUAGUCGGCCCAAGUGGUGCAGGCAAAAGUACAAUAGUACAGCUACUGGCACGUUUCUAUGAGCCAACCCAAGGUCGUAUCACAGUUGCAGGAGAGGAUGUCCGGACAUUUGACAAGAGUGAAUGGGCACGUGUGGUGUCUAUUGUGAAUCAAGACCCUGUUCUUUUUUCGGUGUCUGUCGGAGAAAAUAUUGCAUACGGGCUUCCAGAUGAGAGUGUAUCUAGGGAUGAUGUGAUAAAAGCAGCAAAAGCCGCAAAUGCACAUGAAUUCAUAAUUUCACUUCCACAGGGUUAUGAUACACUAGUUGGUGAGCGUGGAGGCUUGCUUAGUGGGGGCCAGAGGCAGAGAGUUGCUAUAGCAAGAGCACUGCUUAAGAAUGCUCCAAUUUUAAUCCUUGAUGAGGCAACCAGUGCACUGGAUGCGGUUAGUGAGCGCCUGGUCCAGGAUGCUCUGAACCAAUUGAUGAAAGACAGGACAACAUUGGUCAUUGCUCACCGAUUAAGCACAGUACAGAAUGCGCAUCAAAUUGCACUUUGUUCUGAAGGAAGGAUUGCAGAACUUGGGACACACUUUGAGUUAUUGGCUAAGAAUGGUCAUUAUGCUUCAUUGGUUGGCACUCAAAGGCUAGCAUUUGAGUAAAAUUUUUCAACUAUGCCGUCAUAAAACUACAUGAUACUUAUAGAUAGAUAGGAAUUCCAAUGGUUAUUUUUAUCUGUACUUUCCGUGUAGAUUCCAUUUUUCCAAGCCAAUAAUGAAUGAAAUAUUUCAUAAAUUUCUGUUAA